Molecule: messenger RNA, 642 nt
Organism: Punctularia strigosozonata HHB-11173 SS5
Lineage: Eukaryota; Fungi; Basidiomycota; Agaricomycetes; Corticiales; Punctulariaceae
Exons: 2
Coding region: 1-642 (213 amino acids)
Source: RefSeq, a predicted model, not a curated record
AUGUCCAACCCAACGCUGCACCCUAUCUUCAACCUCUCCCAGCAUAACUCAGAAUUAGUUGCUCGGAAUUUAUCGGCAGCCGGAGGCGAAGCAGCCAUGUCUGCUAUGCGAGCGACUCUCAUGGCUAUCUAUGGCUCGAAAAAGACCUUGAAGCCGCCGUCGUUCAGUGACGAGCACUUGGCACUCGUCGCAGCCGACGUAUCGCCAUCGACGGCAUCGCUCCAAGCCACCGGCGAUUUCGGGCGCGCCGUAGCGGAGGCUGCAUUUGCUACGGCGUGCGGAAGCAUGCUCGCUGGUCAAUCGAGCGAGAGCGACGAGUACGGUGACGUUGCUGUCUUUUUGGGUGACGGUGAAUACGGACCUGGUCACGAGGGAAAGGUUCUGGAGGCGUUGGGACUCGUGCACUGGAAGGAAGGGAUUGAACCAAUACCGCUCGAUCCAUCCACGGGUCUCCCGAAGACGACAUCCGGCACGGGCGAGGCGUUCUCUCAUCUGACGUCUCUCUUGCAACAACUGAAGGACCGCUAUGCGUUCUUGGCCAAAAGUUCGGAGACCCCGGAGAAGGUGUUGUACGUUUUGGUUGGACGUCUUUCGGAUGGCUGGGUUGGUUUAGUCGGCGUUGGAAUCUGGUCGGAUUUGUGA